Molecule: messenger RNA, 3390 nt
Organism: Papilio machaon (common yellow swallowtail)
Lineage: Eukaryota; Metazoa; Arthropoda; Insecta; Lepidoptera; Papilionidae
Gene: HIPP1
Exons: 5
Coding region: 272-3118 (948 amino acids)
Source: RefSeq, a predicted model, not a curated record
GAAAUGGACGACGACGCAUUGAAAAAAUCUUAAGUGGACGAAGUGAAAAGCUUGUUAGAUUAUUAAAAUCCAUGUUGUUUCACCGCUUUAGAUUAAUAGAUUCAAAAAUAAAUGUGAUAUAAUAAUAAUGUAACGGUAAAGACAUUUUUGUGUUGCAUUAGGAAUUGCUUUAUUUCAUUUAUUUGUCAACAUAAUAGGUUAGCCUGUUUUAAGUUUAACUAUAAACAGUGUAGGGUACUAUUUACAAAUAUAAUUUCUUAUAAGUUACAAAAUGGAAGUAAUAGAAGAGCCUCCUGUGGUGAAUACUUUAAUUAAUGAUGUGAUAACCAAUACUGAAACAGAAAACACUUCCACUGAGUGUGUAGAAAAGGAUGUGUGUCAUAAAUCUAAUGGAGUCGUGGAGAGUGAUGUAGCUGAACCGGCCGACGAAGGUAACACUACGGAAACAGUUAUAACGCCGCUGAGUAACGAGAAGGAAGAAAAUUCUGUAGAAUCUGAACCAAUAAGUGAGACUGCGACGACAACAGAUGAACCCACGCUCCCGGAGAAUAAUACAGAACCCGUAAGUGAGUCUGCAAUUAGUCAACAGGAACCAUCGAAGGACAGCAUAGAGUCGAAUACGGAAGUUGACAGUUUAGUGAAAACUGUUUAUCAAGAAAUUGAGAUUGCAGCUGCACCAACAGAUGAAGUCCCUAAUGAAGAACCAUCAGGUGAGGGGGCCACUGAAGAAACAGUAGUGAUACAAGAAAUAAGUGAAGAAGAAACACCAGUUGAUAUUAAUCAUGAAGAAUUGUCUUAUAAGGAUGGUGUUAGAUUUAAGACUGAAAUAUUGGUUGAAGUGGAAUGUAAUGAUGUCAAAGAAAAUAAUGUGAAUGAGGCAAAUUCUGAUGAACAAGCUGCAAAAAAUAUUUUGAGCGAGUUUGGGCAGGGUAUUGAAUUGAGUGAAGUAUUACGGUCAUCUGAUGUAGCAGACAAUGUGGAAAAUAAUAAUUGUACUGGACGUCAAGAAGUUUUCAACAAAGAGGAAUUAUUAGAUAUAUUACAAGGUAAAGACGCCGAAGCUCCAGAAAAUGAAAUAAUAGAAGAAAUUGAGAACACCACAGUAAAUGCAAAAUCGAGAGAAGCUCAGUUAGCUUUGCAACAACUCUCGAGAUUAAAAUAUGGUAAAAAGAGGACCCGCUUGGAACGAAUGCAAAAGCCAAAAAAGAGUGAAAAGAAGGAACAGAAAAAAACUGAUAACAUUAUUAAUGUAUUAGUGCAAGACUGGGAUGAUGAGGAAACUUCUGAAAUUGAUAAAUCUGUCAAGUUAGUUGAUAAGACAGAACCUGAUGAAAGUAAAAUACAACCGGCAGUGAUAAAUAAAGAAGAAUUAAUCAGAACAUCUGUAGACUCAGCUGCUAGUGAAGAUCAUAGCCAGAAAUCCAAUAAAAGUGGAGAUGAGGGUCAGCCUCAAAGAAGACUCGGAAGAAUAAUAAAAAAGAAAGUAAUUUUUGAUCCAGAUAACCCAGAUACUUUUACGAAAGGUAAAUCGGUGACUAAGAAUAGUGAAGCGGAAAAAGAAUUUUCACCUAACAAGAAAAUCAAGACUGAAGUACCAUCUAUUAGAUCUAAAUCAAAAUCACCUAUAUCUAAUAAGUUGCAGUGGAAAAAACCAUCACCUAAAAAUGUAAAGCAAAAUAAGAGGUUAUCAGAGGUUGAUAAACUUUUAAUGGAUGAGGGUGCAGUCAAUAUGAUAUAUCAACUGACACCUGAAGCACCAAAAGGUAAAAAGAAUGUAAAAACUAAAGCGGAAUUUAUAAAAAAGCUUCAAAGUUCGACACCUGAUAGUAAAGAAAUGAAGUUCCGAGAGCGAAAGAAAGAUUCAUCUAAAUAUGAUGAGGGAGAUCCAAAGAAAAUUUUAAGUGGGAAACACAGGACAUCACUGAGCAGUUCUGUGAAGUCUCCGGCCUGUGAUGACUUUGAGACACAUAGUGCGGACGACUCUAUCAUCUAUCGACGUCAUUCAUCAAGUUCAUAUUCUAGCACAUGUAUGAGUCCGCGGAGGCUAAGCGACGUAGAAUCUAGUGGACCGCAAAUUGUAAAAGCAAUUCAAGAAGAUAAGGCAAAUAAAGCUACAGAAGGUGAUGAUCAGACAAGUCAACCAACAGAAGGUUUCAUGUCUGAUUCAGUUGUUAUAAAUAAUAGUGAAAUUAUUAACAGAGAUGAUUGUUUAUCCAUUAAACAAAAGCUCAACUCCAAACUCUCCCUAGCUUUGAAUAAAAGAAAAAGGGAAAGUAGCAAAAUUGAUAAGCCUCCUAAACAAAAGAGAAUGAAAGAAUUGGUGCCACAUGAUGAUGAAAGAAAAUUUAAAUAUUUGACUUUAAAUAUUGGAUUCAGAUUAGCAGAAAUAGAUAUACAUUGUGACUACACUUAUAAUAUAGAGGUUAUUAAGGAAUUGGAGCAGGUAUUGCAUUAUGUUGAUGCAAGGAAUGACAUAUCGGUGACACUGCUUACAUCGCAGUGUGGCUCUCUGUGCUCCCUACUGGACAUGAGACCCUUGCUUCAUGAUGAUGAAAAAACAAGAGCCAAAAAUGCAUUUGAAAUAGCUGAAUCAAUAAGGUCUCUGCUGAGUGCAGUGGAGCAGCAUAGCAAGCUGGUGUGUGCGGGUGUGUGGGGCGCAUGCUGGGGCGUGGGCCUGGCCCUGCUGGCCUGCAGUGACCUGGCACUGGCUGCAGACACCGCCACCUUCUCGCUGGUGGAGUCCCCGCAGCAUGUCACCAUGCAGCCCGGCCUUGCCGCAAUCACCGCGCGCUGCAAUUCAUUGCCACAAUCAUUAAUAAACGAUCUGGUGGUGUUUGGACGUCGGCUAAGUGCGUCGGAGGCGCAGCAGGGCGGGCUGGUGAGCCGCUGCUUGUGGCCGGAUCGCUUCCCCGAACAGCUGCGCAACAUCGUCAAAGACAUCGCCUCACAACCUGCACCGAAUGUUCAGUUGAAGAAGCAAUUGCUGGGUAUCAGAAAGAACGGGGAGAACAUGUCGACAUUCCUGAGCUGCCUGGAGACAGAGCGCGACCUCCUCGUCGACUACUGGACCUCCGUCGAGGGUCAGGAGCUGCUGAGAGCUGACCACGCCAACGUCUAAUCUUAAUGAACUUAUGUGACUUUCGACACCUUAGCGAAUCUAAUAUCUAUUAUAUCUCUCAAUUAAUUUACUUUGUGAAAUGUCCGUUUAUAUAUUAAAACUUACAUUCAAACUAGAUUAAUACAGUUCAGAUCAUAGUUUAUAUAUUUUAAUUUUUUUUUAUCUGUAUCACUUCUCAGUAUCAAUUUGUCUUCAGCACACUGCGCACGCUUCAUUGCAUAUAUAAAUCUUUAAUAAUUACAUCAAACAGACAAUAAAUUACAAUAUAUUAU